Messenger RNA from Phalaenopsis equestris, 1690 nucleotides. Its product is annotated as S-linalool synthase-like. Bases 35 to 1690 code for a protein of 551 amino acids. Gene Ontology annotation, molecular function: magnesium ion binding; terpene synthase activity. The record is from RefSeq and is a predicted model, not a curated record. Gene Ontology annotation, biological process: diterpenoid biosynthetic process. The transcript is spliced from 8 exons. NCBI's taxonomy places the organism in Eukaryota, Viridiplantae, Streptophyta, Magnoliopsida, Asparagales, Orchidaceae.
AUUGAGAAGCUAUGAAAUAAUUACCUGAAUACUGAUGGAGCUUUCACAAGUGGUCGAGAGAAUGAGAAGAGAACUCUUCUCUUCCUCGGCUGGCUUCUUUGCCCUUUUGCCUGUCUCUGCAUAUGAGACAGCCUGGGUUGCCAUGGUGCCUGACCCAAAUGACCCGACUCGCCCCAUGUUCCCCAAGUGUUUGGACUGGGUUCUGCGUAGCCAGGAUGCACUCGGUUUUUGGUUUGAUGAUCAUAUGCAUGAGCAAUGUGGUCUUGAUCUCGAUCACCAGGAGCUUAACAAUUAUAAGCAUCAAUGGAGCUCUGUUGAUCUUAUGGCUACCCUUGCCUGCUUAAUUGCUCUCAAGAUUUGGGAGAUUGAUUCUUUCACUCAUAAAAUAAUUAAAGGACUUGAAUUUCUCAGAGACAACAUGGAGAUGGAGUUGAGGAAGAUGAGAAAGAGAAAAGAGGGUGGUGAUGAUGCCAGGCUUUUUUAUAUGUGUUUUUUGAUGCUUGAGCUUGCAAAGGCCAAAGGCUUGAUUGUAUCUCCGGCUGCGGCACAACAGAUCAAAAAUGAACUUUUUAAUGAAUUUGAAGUGAAUGCAACAAGGUUUAAAGGGACAAAAGAGGAUGGGAUGGUGGAGCGAAUUGUGAUGAGGGAGAUUGCUUUUGAAAAUGGUGGCUCAGAACUCUUUAGAUCACCGUCGGCGACCGCAUGUGCUUUCAUGAUUAGUGGAGACCAAACUUACAUAACUUAUCUUCAAAAUUUACUUGUGGGUUGCCAACAAGGAGUUCCUCCCAUAUACUUUGUGGAUAAAGAUGUGAAUAAAAUUUGGGUGGUUGAUCACUUGGAGAGGCUUGGAUGUGCAGAGCAUUUUAGAGAAGACAUUAGGCAUGUGAUGGAUCACCAAUACCGAAAAUGGAUUGCAGAAGAACUACAAAUCCCCAAAAAAGAAGAUAUUGCAUUCCAAAUUUAUAAAGACUCUUUAGCUUUUCGGCUCUUAAGGAUGCAUGGUUAUCAAGUUUCUCCAAGAAGAUUUUGUUGGUUCAUUGAUGAUAAGGAAAUGUUAUCACAUAUAAAAGAUAAUUAUGCCUUCUUUUUAGGCCCCAUGUUUAGCAUUUACAAAGCAUCACAUAUUGCAUUUGCAAAUGAUGAUGAACUUGAGAAUGCUGGAGUGUUCGCUCGACACAUCUUGCAGAUGGGAAUCUUGAGCAAAAAAAUAAAACAUGAAUCCAAUAUCCCAACUACAUCAAUAAAAUUUGAACAAGAGAUUGUGCAUGAUUUGGAGAUUAAAUGGCUAGCACGAAUGGAUUUUUUGGAGCAUAGGUUUUACAUUGAAAGAGGAGGGAUCUAUUUGUUUUGGAUUGGAAAGAAUGCUCCUUAUUACAAAAUCGUACAAAAUGAUGGCCUACUCCAACUUGCCAUUGAUAAUUUUAUGAUGAGACAAUCAAUAUACAAAAAGGAGCUUAACGAAUUGCACAUGUGGUCGAAGGAUGCUGGCCUCUCCACAAUAGGAUUUGGGAGGGAGAAGACAUCAUAUAUUUAUUUUGCCAUGGCUUCUUCAACUUGCCUCCCACUUAACACAGAUUCAAGAAAAGCAGCGGUGAAAAGUGCAGUCUUGAUUACAAUUGCGGAUGACUUUUUUGAUGAGGAAGCCUCCCUAUAUGACUUGUCCAUCCUAACAGAUGCAAUACAAAGGUAG